This is a messenger RNA of Passer montanus (Eurasian tree sparrow), 1798 nucleotides long. RefSeq names its product chromosome unknown C7orf26 homolog (gene INTS15). The transcript has 6 exons. The record is from RefSeq and is a predicted model, not a curated record. Bases 69 to 1388 code for a protein of 439 amino acids. Lineage: Eukaryota; Metazoa; Chordata; Aves; Passeriformes; Passeridae.
GUAGCGGCCGCCCGUCCGCGCCGCCGAGGGGAGGCCGCGCCGAGCGGGGCCGGGAGCGGAGCGGGGCCAUGAGCGACAUCCGGCACUCGCUGCUGCGGCGCGACGCGCUGAGCGCCGCCAAGGAGGUGCUCUACCACCUGGACAUCUACUUCAGCAGCCAGCUGCAGAACUCGCCGCUGCCGCUCGUGGACAAGGGCCCCACGGAGCUGCUGGAGGAGUUCCUCUUCCAGGUCCCCAAGGAGCGCGGAGCGCCGCCCAAGAGACUGACCCCACUUCAGGAACUUCAGCUCCUUGAGAUCAUGUGCAAUUAUUUCCAAGAGCAGACCAAGGAUUCAGUCCGGCAGGUCAUCUUUUCAUCUCUCUUCAGCCCCCAGGGGAACAAAGCAGAUGACAGCAGGAUGGCUCUGCUGGGGAAGCUGGUCUCCAUGGCAGUGGCUGUCUGCAGGGUUCCUGUGCUGGACUGUGCUGCCUUCUGGCUGCAGAGGACCCCAGCUGUGUUCUGUGUGAGGCUGGCCCGAGCCCUGGUGGAUGACUACUGCAACCUGGUGCCAGGCUCCAUCCAGACCCUGAAGCAGAUCUUCACUGCCAGCCCUCGCUUCUGCUGCCAGUUCAUCACUUCAGUCACAGCUCUCUACGACCUCUCCUCGGAUGACCUGAUCCCUCCCUCGGACCUGCUGGAGCUGAUUGUCUCGUGGAUCUUUGAGGACCCUCGCCUGAUCCUCAUCACCUUCCUGAACACCCCCAUUGCAGCCAGCCUGCCCAUGGGCUUCCUGGAGCUCACCCCGCUCACCGGCCUCAUCCGCUGGUGCGUCAAGGCUCCCCUGGCCUACAAGAGGAAGAAGAAGGCCUCUCUCUCCAAUGGACACGCUCCCAACAAAAUUGCCAAGGACUCGCCUUCAGGAGAAGACAGGGAUUGCCACCAGCUGUAUUCCAAGCUGCAUCUGAGUGUCCUGCAGGUUCUUAUGAUGCUCCAGGGGCAUUUGACAGAGAAAAACCUUUAUGGGCGCCUGGGGCUGGUGCCCUUUGACCACGUGGUUCCCCUGGUGGAGGACAUUAACAGACUGUCUGAUGAACUCAAUCCUCUCAAUGCAUCCAAAGAGAUUGAACUUGCUCUGGACAGGCUGGCUCAGGCUUUGCAAGUGGCCAUGGCAUCAGGAGCUCUCCUGUGCACCAGAGAUGACUUGAGGACUGUGUGCUCCAGGCUACCACAUAACAACCUGCUGCAGCUGGUGAUGUCGGGCCCGGUGCAGCAGCCGGCGCACGGGGCGCUGCCGCCGGGCUUCUACCCGCACAUCCACACGCCGCCGCUGGGCUACCCCGCGCUGCCCGCGCACCCCGUGCAGACCUUCCUGCCCGCCGUGCCCUUCCCCUACCGGCCCAUCCGCUAGCCCAGCCCGCCGGCAGAGCCCACACACAGCCGGGAAUCGCCUUUCCCUGCUCGGAGCAGAGCCCAGCGGGAUGCAGACCCCGGGCAAAGCCGGGGCACGGCAGCGGGAGACGUCAGCUCCAGACUCUGCAGUGUCCUCGCAGCAGGGUGAGCCCGGCUCAUCCUCCUGAGGGAGGGCCACAAGGCAAGGCCUUGUGUGAUUUGUUUGUUUUUUUUUUCCGAGCUAUUCCACUCCAGGCUGCUUGUUUCUUUGUAAAUGUUUGUAUCUAUAGCUACAGAGUAUGUGUACACUGUAUAUUUUUGGAAAGGCAAACGUUUGUUUCUGAAGCACAAGGUAGAGUAAAGCAGCACUUCCUAUUAAAGGAAACAAUUUAAGAAGCAUAAAAGAAAUUUGCUGCUUUCUUUUGUGAA